AUGCUAGCGGAGGAGAAAGGAGCGCACAAUCACACCGGAGAGAGUGACGAUCUGAUGCGACGAAAAGCGAUUCUCGGUAUGAAGGAGCAAUGCUUAAGUCGGCCGCACAAAUCGAGCAAAGAGGUCUACCAGCAAGUUUUGGCGGACAGCUUUGUAGAGACGGAAAGGUCUCAUCCUACGGAGAAGAUCGCUGCAGCGAUGCCUACCUACAAGAACGUUCGCAGCAUUCUCCAGAGACAGAGAGCAACACAGCGGCCUCCGCUACCCGCUUGUCGAGCUGACUUAUCACUUGUCGGCGUAUGGUCCCAGACUCAUUCUGGACAGAACUUCGUUCUGUUCAACGACGGAGGCGAUGGGAAAAUUGUCGGUCUCGGCACGGAUGAGACUCUGCGGAUCUUGACUCAAGCUCCUGUAAUCUAUAUGGACGGAACAUUCCGAGUAGUUCCCAACAUAUUCUGCCAAUUGUACACUCUACAUGCCUUCUACAGGGGGCAAAUGAUGCCUCUCGUUUAUCUCCUCCUACCCGACAAGAGCACGAAUACAUACCUUCGAGCGUUUGAUCUUUUGAAGGGAUGCGCCGCCAGUAGAAAUUUCUGUCUCCAACCCCAGAAAUUUCAAGUCGAUUUCGAGCUCGCUGUACUUCGGGCGAUUCAAGAGAAGUUCCCCCUCGCCGAAAUUAAAGGGUGUAAUUUUCAUUACACUCAGGCCCUGUGGAGGAGGGUCCAGCGCGAGGGAUUGACGAUGCCUUACGGAAACGAUCCCGCCGUGGAGAAGUACAUCAGAGGCUGCAUGGCAUUGAGCCUUGUGCCACUCUCAAGCCUCGACGAUGCGUGGUUGGAGGUGGAAGCGGAAUCCCCAGGCACGAACCACGAAGCUUAUCAGAAGCUCACUCAAUUCAAGGAUUAUUUCAUAAAAACCUGGUUGGAAAACGAUCCCGUUUUCCCACGGGGGCUCUGGAACCACUUCGGCGCGAGUCUCCUGUGCCUGGUUUCUCUCAGUGCUGCUCUGGAAGGAUGCGGCAAAAAUUCAUGGAGAUUCUUCAAAGACGAGAGCUAUAUCGCUGGCGGGGAGAACGUUGAGCUCGCGGACUCUGUCGUGUCACUCCAGGUUUUCAAGAGCGAUGAAUGGUGGAGCGAUCACGAAUGGAAACAUGUAUGCGGAGGUGUACUCGUCAACCGGAGAUGGGUCUUAACGGCUGCCCAUUGUGUCAGGGAGGCUGAGAAAUGGGGAGCUGCGCGCGUCACGGUUGGAGCCACCGAAAUCGGAGGCCCCACCAAUCAAGAGAUCCCCGUUCGUCGAAUGUUCGAACAUCCCGAAUGGACGCCCAUAAGUAAAAUCAACGAUAUUGCGCUCGUCGAGCUCAAGAGGGAGAUAUCUAUCGACCAUGAAGUAUCGCCCGCUUGCGUAAAUUCCGAUCUCGCGGAUGUGAUCCCUCAUGAAUCCUGUGUGGCCCUGGGCUGGGGCAAGAUGGACGAAUCUUCCGAAUUCUCGAAGGACUUGAAGGCUGUUCCUCUGGAUCUUCUAACUUUUCCGCAGUGCAUGAGGGCGUACAGGAACAUGAACGGCAUCCGGAUCUCCCAGAACUUCCAUGUUUGCGCGGGGCGUUUGGGUGAGCGAGGUAAAGGGAUCUGUCCCGGCGACUCGGGAGGACCCUUAUUCUGCCGGACUUCUGCUCGGUCGAAUGUCCAGCUGGUGGGAAUCGCUACGAACGGAGGGCUAUGUGGCAGCCCUCAGCACCCAG
Galendromus occidentalis (western predatory mite) is the source of this 1741-nucleotide messenger RNA. RefSeq lists its product as uncharacterized. NCBI's taxonomy places the organism in Eukaryota, Metazoa, Arthropoda, Arachnida, Mesostigmata, Phytoseiidae. The transcript is spliced from 6 exons. The record is from RefSeq and is a predicted model, not a curated record.